Molecule: messenger RNA, 1013 nt
Organism: Salvelinus fontinalis (brook trout)
Lineage: Eukaryota; Metazoa; Chordata; Actinopteri; Salmoniformes; Salmonidae
Product: bile salt-activated lipase-like
Exons: 2
Coding region: 747-1010 (87 amino acids)
Biological process (GO): postsynaptic membrane assembly; presynaptic membrane assembly; neuron cell-cell adhesion
Cellular component (GO): cell surface; synapse; postsynaptic specialization membrane
Molecular function (GO): triacylglycerol lipase activity; neurexin family protein binding; signaling receptor activity
Source: RefSeq, a predicted model, not a curated record
UCAAGGCCACUAAUUUCAAACCAAGGUGUAUGCAGCUGAACUUGCUCCAGUCUGACACCCGUGGCCAAGAGGACUGCCUAUACCUGAACAUAUGGGUCCCUCAAGGCAGCAGCGGUAUGUAUUAUGUACAAAUGUAGGAUCUUAAUUUGAUCACCCAGUUGCAGUGGACUCAAACUUGUAAUCCUUUUGAGGUUUAAAAAAGCUUCUGAAGUUUGUAAUUUUCACUUCGAAAUUUCAUACUUGAUUUUCCCUUACAAAAAUUGUAUUAAACCCCACGAAAAUGUCCAUUGACUAUAAUCCACAUAAGAAUUCACAUUUGCUGUUGCUGCAGAAUUAUUUUCCUGCUGUAGCUAACUGGCUCAAAUUAAGAUCCUACACCUGUGCCUGUGUCUUUACCUGUCACUAGAGUAGGACAUCAGCUAAUAAGGCAUCAGCCCUGGUCUUUCAUCCACAAUUCGUUCCAGUCAUUGGCAGCAGAGAACUGGAAGGAGAGGCGGCCAAAGGAAGUGUUGGCUUUGGGGAUGACCAGUGAAAUAUACCUGAUGGAGCGCGUGCUACGGGUGGGUGUUGCUAUGGUGACCAGUGAGCUGAGAUAAGGCGGGGCUUUACCUAGUAAAGACUUAUAGAAUACCUGGAGCCAGUGGAUUUGGCGACCGCUUAUGCCUGGAGCCGGCCCUGACACGCAGAAUCUGCCCACGGGAAAUUAGUAGGUAGAGUACUGUAGCUGGCUAACAGAGCCGUCUUCCAUGUCACGUAACUAUGGUUUGUGGGACCAGCACGCUGCCAUUGCUUGGGUAAACAGGAACAUCCGUGCCUUCGGAGGAGACCCCAACAACCUCACCAUCUUCGGGGAGUCUGCCGGCGCUGUUAGCUCCAGCUUCCAGACACUCUCUCCCCAUAACAAAGGGCUGAUCCGCAGGGCAAUCUCCCAGAGUGGUGUUGCUCUCUGCCCCUGGGCUAUCAACAGGAACCCCCGUGCCUUUGCAGAGAACGUAUGUGUACUUCUGUAACAA